CUCUUUCGGGUCGGCCCGCGGGCGUGGUGCUUCCGGAUCCGGUGCCGCUCGUCCCAUCAUGGCGGCGCCCAGGGAGGCGCCGCAGCGGCGGCCCUUCGGGAGGCGCUUUCUCACCGACCCCACCCGCCUCUUCCAGCACAACGCCUGGGAUAAUGUGGAGUGGUCAGAAGAGCAGGAAGCCAGUGCCAGGAGUAAAGUUCAAGAGAACAGCUCACAGCUAUUGCCGCAAGAUAAACAAGAGGAAUAUGAGGUGAAUGCUAAGAGGUACUGGGAUGACUUUUAUAAAAUCCACGAAAAUGGCUUCUUCAAGGACAGGCACUGGCUGUUCACUGAAUUUCCUGAGCUGGCACCUAACAGGAAGCCAAGUCAAAAUGGGGAUUCUGUGCAUGAAUUUAGUAACGAAGAAGAAUCCAGCAAUGAAGGGCUGGGAAGCUGUGAAAAUGGACAUUGUUCAUUGGAAACUCGGGCAGAGAAUCAGUUAAACCUGAUAAAAAGCACACCUCAGGUCUGCACAGAGGAGCUGGCUACACAGAAGCAUAGUGAGCUGAACCAAAGUGAUGGAGAUUACCCAGGAUCAUCUGCAUCUUACCGUAUAUUAGAGGUUGGCUGUGGUGCUGGAAAUACAGUCUUCCCGAUUUUACAAACCAACAACGACCCAGGCCUUUUUGUUUAUUGCUGUGAUUUUUCUACAACAGCCGUGGAUCUUGUCCAGAACAACGUGGAAUAUGAUUCUUCGCGCUGCUUUGCAUUUGUCCAUGACCUAUGCAAUGACCAAAGUCCUUUCCCAAUGCCAGACGAGAGUCUUGACGUUGUUAUUCUUAUCUUUGUCCUCUCAGCGAUUCUCCCAGAGAAGAUGCAGUGCAUUGUUAACCGUCUGAGUCGCCUUCUGAAACCAGGAGGAAUGAUUUUGUUACGAGAUUAUGGCCGUUACGAUCUGGCCCAGCUUCGGUUUAAGAAAGGUCAAUGUCUGUCUGAUAACUUCUAUGUGAGAGGUGAUGGCACCAGAGUCUACUUCUUCACACAAGAUGAAUUAGAUGAACUCUUCACGACAGCUGGGCUGGAGAAAAUCCAGAAUCUGGUUGAUCGGCGAUUGCAAGUGAACCGCGGGAAACAAAUGACGAUGUAUCGAGUGUGGAUCCAGUGCAAAUACCGCAAGCCUGCCGCCCCGCAGCUGUGAGGGAACGGGACAUGCUUUUUAGGUUCGAGCCUCUUCAUGGCCAUGUGCAGUGUCUCCUCCUGGUGAGAUGUAGAGUUCAGCGCACACGGGACCUCAGUGCCUUUUACAGUGCCUAGCAUCACUUCAAGUGAGUUUUGCUAAGGACAAAUUCUCUAAGAGGAGACCAAGCUGUAAUUUAGAUGUCUUGCUACUGGUCUGAAGUUUUAAAAUUAUUUGUGGUUUUAACAACUUAAGAAGUGGUCAUCCUGUCUUACAGCAGCUGAGCAAGCUGACUAGUGAGUCACUCUUACUCUGGAUUUCCACAUGAAACAGAAGGAAGAGCUUCAACCUUACAUCUGUGUUGUGUACUCUCGUCUUGGGAACAAAAACCAUGCAAAGGGUAAAUCUGCUCUUCUCUGCAACCGGUCGCUAGCCCUAACGUGAAUCCCUUAGCCAGCCUAGCUCACGCAGCUCUCUUCUGGUCAUUCAGGUUUGUGCAAAUCCACAAGAUAAAAUACAUUGAUUGAGGGCAGGAACUGAGAGCAUGCUAGAUUCCCUGUGCCACCUUUCCCGUGGAUGCCUCGUGACGUGCAGAUAACCUGUGGAGAAAGCAGAUUAUGCUACCUUGCUCUCGCUGCCCGUGGAAGGAUGUUCACCUAGGGAGCUAACACUGUAGCUCAGGUGCUACAAAUUCAUGUUAGGUAGGCUUCAGGUUUUCAAAGAUUUGGGGCUGAUACCAGUUUUGGGGCAUCUCCAGAGUGCAGAGUAUCAUGAGCAGCUUGCGGGACCAGGAUUUACGCAGAAUUACCUUUUUCUGCUUGAAGAGUGAGAAGCUGUUAUUGCUGGCUGCAGCCCCCAGGUCACGAACUGCACUGCCCUGUUAUGGGGGUGUGCUAAACCCAAGUAGGCAAGACACCUGUCUGUGAUAAGAAAUCUGAAGAAUGUCUACCAUGCUAGUUUAAUUUCUUAGAGGAAGCCAACUUUGUGGCUUUCUGAAGGCAUUUCCCCACAAAUAUAUUUUAUCUCAGCUUGUUUUCUUUUGUUAUUUUUAGGGUGUGGUACAACAGGUAUUAGAAUAAAUUUUGUGGUAAUGCUUUUCAGUGCUGAUUUGAUUAAUAUAAAUCAGGCUUCCACAGAGACUGGCAUGCUUCUGCGUGCCUGAUCUGAAGGAUUUGGGCCACCGUUAGGUAACUACAGUUUUUUCCUCUUCUGUUAUCAUGAGACUUGCUAGUGCCUGCUCUCAAGGGAAAGCCUUGGCUGAUAUUUCCCACCUUGGUCUAGUUCAUGAAGCAGCAAGGUCUAUUGUGUGCGCACUGCUGGCUGAUGGGCAGUUCUGCUACACGAAGCAUGUAUGUUUUGUUAGCUAAACACUUGUAUUUGUAGCUUACUGUUGCCUAAGAAUAACUGUCAACUAUAGAGAUAUGUAGGUUAUGAAAUAACUGCUGUCUUGAAACAGAAGAGAAAGGGUAAACGGAUGAGGAAAUGUCAUUGCUGUCAUCGGGGAGCCUGCAGGAGUCCUGGAGAGUCAAACCAGGAGGACCCUGAUUUGUAAAGCGGUGGAAGGGGCCGUAGUAAUUCUCUCUGCUGGGCAUGUGGCAGCAUGAUCAGUUGAUAACUUCCAUGUCGCUGUGUCACCCUGCAGGCGUUAGUAUGUCUGCUACCCAAAGGCUUCCGUGUCAGGACAUUUCAGCCCUCCCUGUGGAAAGGUGACCCAGCAAAUCUUCACACCACAAAGGCAGGCUGCAAUGCUGGGGCAAGGAUGGAAACGCACCAUUGCUUUUCAUAUCUAUAUAUAUAUAUUUAGCUCUUUUAAAUAAUGUUGAAAGGGAAUCAAAUAACUGGGAAGAGAAUUCUUGUGCAAUUUGCUGUACUAUAUUUUCUAAAGGACUGAGAGACUCGCCAGUGUCUGCGAAUGAAAUAGGAGGAGAUAAGGCUUCUUUCUUUCUAAGCACAUUUGGCUUCUGCCAGGAACAAGCCUGACCCAACCCAGAAGCUGUGCAGUCACUGCUAUGUUUUCAUGCUAAAUCUACAAAGUCUGGUUCCCUGGCAAGGUCGGUACCUCAGGCAAGGUCUAGGCAAAACACAGCUCAAGGCCUCUAGGAGCUGAGCAAGCUUGUGUCUUCCCAUCUUACCCAGGCAAAGAGACAGGCUUAGCAAAAGAAGUCCUGUGAGUGUUCGACGUGACCUGACUCAUGUAACCAGCUCUGUCGCUUUCAGUGAAAGACCUCCCAUGUGUUACUCGUGCCUUAGGCGGUUCCCUGGGGUCCUUUUCCUCUUGGUCCCCGGAGGGAGACCUCCUCCUGGGACAGCUUUAUCUUCCUGGAAGAAAAAUUAUUGACUGGGGUAAACAAGCAGCAUAAUUAUUGUGAAUUAAAGUAAUUUGAAAAAUGCCUUAUUAUUCAUCCAAAGGCUUGUAAGCAGCGCAGGAAAAUAUGUUUUUAAUUAUAAACAUGAUUUAUUUAAAGUUGAUGGACUCCCCUUUAAAUUUAAACUCCUGAAUGGGAGAAAAUAA
Molecule: messenger RNA, 3668 nt
Organism: Phalacrocorax carbo (great cormorant)
Lineage: Eukaryota; Metazoa; Chordata; Aves; Suliformes; Phalacrocoracidae
Source: RefSeq, a predicted model, not a curated record